Molecule: messenger RNA, 9628 nt
Organism: Haliotis rubra (blacklip abalone)
Lineage: Eukaryota; Metazoa; Mollusca; Gastropoda; Lepetellida; Haliotidae
Product: transcription initiation factor TFIID subunit 1-like
Biological process (GO): RNA polymerase II preinitiation complex assembly; transcription by RNA polymerase II
Cellular component (GO): transcription factor TFIID complex
Molecular function (GO): RNA polymerase II general transcription initiation factor activity; histone acetyltransferase activity; RNA polymerase II general transcription initiation factor binding
Source: RefSeq, a predicted model, not a curated record
UGGCGGAACACUAAGAAGUGCAGGAGUAUGGCUCCGUCGAAAUAGUGUUGUUGUUCAAAAUCAGAAGAGCUAUUUUGGAGACUUUUAUGACAGUUGUGCAGAAUAAUGUGAUGGUCACUCGAUUGUGAAUUAUGUGGGUCUUCUCACAGCAGUGAGGCAAGUAAAGGAUCAGCAAGGGAGAUAACUAUGGACAGCGAGGAAGAACAUGAUGGGGACCAGCACAAUGCUGCUGUCACCUCCCUAACUGGCUUCCUGUUCGGCAACAUUGAUGAGAAGGGGGAGCUGGAAGAGGACUUCCUUGAUGAGGAAUCCAAGAGACACAUUGGAUCCCUCAGUACCCUGGGAGGAAUUGGGUCAAUGGUGAAGGAGCUGACUCAGGAUGCUAGUGUUGCCAUGGACACUGCUGCAGGCGGCAGCAGCGACGACAGUGGAUCAGAGGACUAUUUUCAAAAGGCUCCAAAUGCUGUUGACUUCUCCGACAUCAAUGAGACUGCUGAAGACUCAUAUGAAGAUAGUGGGGCCCGGAUGCGAGAGGCGAUGGGGUCUUUCCACAUGAGACAUGACAGUAAAGAUGAAGAUUAUGAUGACACCGAGUGUGACAGGAAGCUGAUGCCACCACCGUCAUGGCUGCCAGGCCAUGGUAUGUCCGGCCAACCAGAUGGACUGCAUCAUGACCCAACUCAUCUGUCGCCAGUCAAGUCCACUCACAGUCCGGACAAGAGUUCUCCCAAGUCCGACUCUCUGUCACCAGGCUCCAAGCUGAAGACCCCCCUGGCAGACAUGUUGCCUCCACAACUGUCUGAGGUGGAUGUGACCACUAUCUUCCCUGAGUUUAGGCCUGGCAAGGUGUUGCGGUUCUCUAGGCUGUUCAAGCCCGUGCACACACCCCAUGUCUGGAAAAGGAAGAGGAAGAAACGGGAGGAAGACUCUAAAGAGUCUAAGGAUGACCAGAAAGGGGAUGAGGAUCAGAAGGAUGAGAGAGAGGAAGAUCCCUACCACCAGCCAGAUGGAGGACACGCUGAUGGACAUAUGGACAGACCAGUGUUCAGGGACAGGGUGUUUGAGGAUGAUGAGGAUGUCGUAAUCACACCCAACUUUGGUCGCGAAGCCAAGUCUGAGGAGGUUGAGUCUGAUGAUGAGGAGAAGAUGCUUAAGCCCAUGGAACAGAUCAUAUCUAAGUCUACCCAGGAUGGAACCACAGACUUUGAGCAGAAGAUGGAGGUGGCGCCAUGGCGGUAUGGCCCCGCCCAGCUGUGGUAUGAUCGUCUCGAAGUAGAUGAAACAGGAGACGGAUUUGACUAUGGAUUUAAGAUGAAACAGCCUGACGAAGAGCCAGAGAAAGAGAUGGAUCCGCUAGAAAUCUUCUCCCAGGAGACAUUCCUGAUGGUGACGCAGGUCCACUGGGAGGAUGACAUCAUCUGGAACGGCGAUGACUGCCGCCAGAAAGUGUUACAGUCUCACAAGGCUAGGGCUGCAGCUGCUGGCUGGAUACCCAGCACCAACAACAGAACUGCUGGACAGUUCAUCCAACAAGCUCGGGGUUUAAAUACUUCUUUAAUUCAGAAGCCAGGUGCAAGUGUUUCAACCAAAUUGUUCCCAGGACAGAAAGAAGGUGAAAAUGGAGACAACACCUGGUAUUCCAUCUUCCCUAUUGAGAAUGAGAGUCUAGUCUACUCUAACUGGGAGGAUGAUAUCAUCUGGGACGCUGAGUGCAUGGACAAAAUCCCAACUCCUCCAGUGCUGACCCUUGACCCCAAUGAUGAGAACAUAAUUCUGGAGAUCCCAGCAGACAGAGACUCAACGACUGAAAGCGAGCCUGCUAAGAAAGAGAAGGCAGAGACGAAGAAGUCCAAGAUUUUGUUGGGUAAAGCUGGCAUCAUUAAAGAGGAACCAGAGGAGAAGGAGGAGGAGGAGCAGACAAUCCAACGCAAGGAUCCAUUCAACUUGUCUAAUGAUGAGUACUACAACCCGAAGGUGAUGGACAACUCUCUCCGAUCUACCCUGGGCAGCAGUCUCAUACAGCACUCCACACCUGGAGUAGAGCUGCGGCAACCCUUCUUCCCCACCUAUCUGAAUGCCAACAAGAUGCGCUGCUUCCACCGACCGCAGCUGAAGCGGUAUUCUCAUGGCCCUCAGCGAGAGGCAGGUUUCCAUCCUGUACAUCCUCUACUAAAGCAGAUCAGGAGAAAGGCCAAGAUUCGAGAACAAGAGCGUGCAGCAUUUGGGGGUGGAGAGAUGUUUUUCAUGAGAACCAAUGCUGACCUGACUGGCAUGGAUGGAGACUUGAUUCUGGCAGAGUAUGCUGAGGAAUACACUCCCCUGAUGAUGCAAGUUGGCAUGGCAACCAAAAUAAAGAAUUACUACAAAAGGAAACCAGGGAAGGAUUCGAACCCUCCUCAGUUCCCAUUCGGAGAACUGGCUUAUGCCCAUACGUCCCCGUUCCUGGGGAACAUCCAGCCUGGCUCUUGUCUCCAGGCAUUUGAGAACAACAUGUUCCGCGCUCCUAUCUACCAACACAAGACUCCAGAAACAGACUUCCUCAUCAUCCGAACACGCCAGAACUACCAUAUCCGAGAGGUGGACACCAUCUACUGUGUAGGGCAAGAGGGGCCUCUCUAUGAGGUACCAGGACCAAAUUCCAAACGGGCCAACAACUUUGUCAGAGAUUUCCUUCAGGUUUUUAUCUACCGUCUGUUCUGGAAGAGUCGAGAUGAGCCACGUAGGAUCAAGAUGGAGGACAUCAAGAAAGCAUUCCCUUCACACUCAGAGAGCAGCAUCCAUAAGCGUCUCAAAUUAUGUGCUGACUUCAAGAGAACUGGUCUGGACUCCAACUGGUGGGUGUUGAAGCCUGACUUCCGCCUACCUACAGAAGAGGAGAUUCGGGCCAUGGUGUCUGCAGAACAGUGCUGUGCCUUCUAUAGCAUGGUCACAGCAGAACAGAGGCUCAAGGACGCUGGGUACGGAGAGAAGUCUCUGUUUGCUCCGGAUGAUGAGAAUGAGGAGGAGACUCAGAUGAAGAUUGAUGAUGAAGUUCGGACGGCCCCAUGGAAUACAACACGGGCCUACAUCUCUGCCAUGAAAGGCAAAUGUCUUCUGAAGCUGAACGGAGUGGCAGACCCCACAGGGUGUGGGGAGGGUUUCAGUUAUGUUAAAGUCCCCAACAAACCUCAGGCCAAACAGGAGGAACAGAAGGACACUCCGGUCAAACGGACAGUCACAGGCACUGAUGCUGAUCUCAGGAGGCUCAACUUGAAGGAUGCUAAACAGCUGCUGAGGAAGUUUGGUGUGCAGGAGUCAGAGAUUAAGAAAUUGUCAAGAUGGGAAGUCAUUGAUGUUGUGAGGACAAUGUCAACAGAGCAAGCCAAGACAGGGCAGGAGACUGAAAAUAAAGGGGGAGGAUGGAGCAAGUUUGCCCGUGGCAACCGCUUCUCCGUGGCAGAACACAUGGAAAGAUACAAGGAGGAGUGCCAGAGGAUCUUUGAUCUCCAGAACAAGGUGUUGUCCUCUACGGAGGUACUGUCCACAGAUGAGGAGUCAACGUCAGGAGAAGAUUCCGACUUUGAGGAGAUGGGCAAGAACAUAGAGAGUAUGCUGUCCAACAAAAAGACCAGCUCACAGCUGAGCAUGGAGAAGGAGGAGGCUGAGAGGCAGGAACUACAGCGUAUGCUGAUGGGCGAGAACAGCAUAGACAGCAAGGAGAAGAAGAAAGGAGAUUCAUUUGGAAUGGGGAAGGAUGAGGAUGGUCUUCUCUCAACACCAGGUGGCAGGAAAUUGAAGAUAACGCGGACAUUCCGGGACGAGAUGGGAAAGACGUACACAAGGACAGAGAUUGUGAGGAAAUCACAGGUCAUAGACACGUACGUCCGGAUCAGACAGACGAAGGAUCCAACGUUCAUCAAGCAGUUUGCAGCCAUGGAUGACCAGAUGAAGGAGGAAAUGAGAAAAGAAAGACGAAGAAUCCAAGAGCAACUGCGUCGUAUUAAGCGUAAUCAGGAGAAACCUCCUCCGCCUCCUCCGAAGAAGAAGAAAAAAAGGGAGAUGCCCUUGUUGAAGAUGAAGUGUGGUGCCUGCGGCCAGAUCGGACACAUGCGAACCAACAAGGAAUGUCCCAUGUACAACAAGGGAGGCAACUCUGCACCAGUACAGGUGGCUAUGACAGAGGAACAGGAGGAAGAAGAGGAGAAGAACAUUCCUCUGGACAGCAACCUAAUCAACCUGGAGGGAACCAAACUGAAGCUGUCAAAGACUAUCCUUGCUCAUGCGGAGAGCAUUAAAAGGAAGUCUUUGUUGCUGAAGUUCCCUAAACAAGCUGUUGAGACAAAGAAGAAGCGACGCAUAGGGACGGUGGUCCACUGUGACUACUUGAAGAAGCCCAAGCAGUCUUCUAACCGGCGCCGCACUGAUCCAUUGGUUACUCUGGCAACCCUGUUUGAGAGCAUCCUGAAUGAGAUGAGAACUCUGCCCAAUACCCAGCCAUUCCUGUUCCCUGUCAACCCUAAGGAGGUACCUGACUAUCACAAGAUUGUCAAGAGACCAAUGGAUCUUCAAACAAUACGAGAAAAUAUACGUAAUAAGAAGUAUCAUUCGCGAGAGGAGUUCUUGGUGGACAUCAUCCAGAUUGUGGACAACAGCAAGAUGUAUAACGGUGCCCGACAUCUGCUGACCGAGACUUCACAGAACAUGAUGAGCCACUGUCUCAAGAGGUUUGCUGAGAAAGAGCAGAAGCUGAUGCGACUGGAGAAGGCCAUCAACCCUCUCCUAGAUGACAAUGACCAGGUCGCAUUCUCCUACAUCCUCAUCAAUGUUGUCGAGAAGAUGAAGUCAGUUGAAAAUUCAUGGCCCUUCCACCAGCCUGUCAACAAGAAACUGAUCAAAGACUACUAUGAGAUCAUCAAGAAACCCAUGGACCUCAAGAGUCUGCUUCAUAAUGCCCAGACCCAUAAGUACCACACCCGAGAAGCUUUCAUGGAGGACGUAGAGUUGAUCUACACCAACAGCAUGGCAUACAAUGGUGCCGACAGCCCGUUCACUGGCACUGCCAGGAAACUGAUGACCAUAUGUAAGGAGGCUCUAGAUGAGGAGGAGCACCUGCCGCAGCUUGAAAAUGAUAUCGCAGCAUCAAAGGAAGCCGCACUGGAUGCAGCCGAGACUGACAGCGUGAUGACAGGCACGUCGCUCAAGACAGAUGAAAACAGUAUGCUGGGUGGAGACGAGAGCUUUGAUGACAUGUUCUUAGGGGUAGACGAAGAAGGCUUACCCAUCACUAAAGGGGGCAGGUCACUGGAUGGAACCCCCAGCAAGAGGAAGAAGGGGGCCGCGCAUGACGACUCUGACUUGGACUUUGUUGACAUUGAGGGUGACGAUGAUAAUGCUGUUGAUAUGAGAUAUGAUCACCCCAGCACUAGUCAGUUGAGUCAACUGGACAGUUCUAACGCAGAGAAUGACGAGUACCUGGCCCGGGAACUGCAAGGUGCAGACUUUGAUGAGGACCAGGAAGAGGACAUUCUGGGCAAGCUGAGUGAGAGUGAUGGUGAUGAUGAGCCAGGGGAGAACUCCAUGGAGGUGUCACAGUACUUUGCCCAGAGUGAGGAGGCCCAGGACUAUGAUGCAAUGCAGCCAGGCUACUACCAGGCUGGGAACAGUACAAUGGAGGGCCAGCCAAUGGACAUGGGUUAUGAUGAUGAAAACAGUUUUGACCCGACUGAGUUCUUUAUGAGUAGUUCCCUGGCUCAGGCCCAGGUGCAGGUACAACAAGGGAUGCCUACAGACAUCAACCGCGACCUUCAAGUGUCAGAGUCUGAUGAUGAUGAAGCACCACACAUACCUGCUGGCAACCAAGAUGAAGGAUUCGAUCUGGAUUUCUUCUGAAGGCAAAAUCUGUGGUUUCAUAAGGACACUAAACAGCUUACCUUCACAAGACACAGAAAUCAGUUACCUUCUCAAGAUAUGUGUUUUGUUCUUUUGAAGAUUCUGGGUGUAGUGUUUUCGCAAAUGUAAUAGUGGGUUUUCUUCUCAACAUGCAAAGAGGGUUGCCAUCUUGAGAUACAAAGAGGGUUAUCUUAGUAAGUUUGAUUCUUAUGAAAUCACAAAUCUAAAGUUUGGUGUCGUAUCGUAAGAUAAAAAGCGGGUUAUUUAAUGAAGACACAAGGUGGAUUGGCUUCAAAGUUGGUGUUCUUCUUUAGACACAAAUUGAGUUGUUUAUCUGAAGACAAAGUGGGUUAUCUUCUGAAGAGCCAAAUUGGACUCGCUGGUUUUGCUGGGCAUUUCUGUCGCAACAAAUGAAGUGAAUUGAAGCAGAAGAAUCACUCCAAGGGCAACUGAUGUGGUCAAGCGGUCCAACAAUGUCUUAUGUGCCACCAUUCGACUCUUGUGUGGAAGUAAAUUGGGGCAAUUAAGACAAAACUGAAUUUUGACAGCAUCUGAAGGGAGACAACUGCUGAGACAGUUGGACUCAACAGUAUGCAAAUCGCAUACAUAAUUUAAUGACAGUGUGAGCAAAGUGAGUUAUGUGCGUGUAUACCCGUACUGGACAAGGAUCUGACGUUGAGGAUCCAGUAUACCAUACAGACGGGAGCAGUGAACAUGUGUGAACUUCUUUAAGUUUUACUGCUAGUUCAUUGUACCAUCAACCAAAGGCGGUAGAAGUUAUUGUGUUGUGGAGAUAUACAAUAUUCUUAUGAUGUUACAACUGAUGCACAAAGCAAGCUGUACUUGACCUGCUAGUAGAAAUGGCUGUAGAUUCUGGUUUCAAGUGCUAAAAGGGUUUCAAUCAUGAAAAGACGUAUGGCCAAUGUAUGGCAUGGAAUGAUAUGUUUUGUAUCACCAUAUGCUUCAUGAUAAAUUGUGAGUGACUUGAUCCAAUUGUGACUGGCUGUUAGACAAAGGAUGUACGACAGGAUGUGUGACUGAGUAUGGACGAUGGAUGUAUGACUGAGUAUGGAUUGUAUGAUGGAUUCUGUAUGACUGAGUAUGGAUUGUAUGAUGGAUUCUGUAUGACUGAGUAUGGAUUGUAUGACUGUUUCUUUAUGACUUGCUGUAUGAUUAAUGGUGUACGGCAGUCUGUAUGACUAUUGAUUAUUUGACUGAUUCUGUAUGACAGGUGCUAUGUGUAUGGAUUAUAUGACUGAUUCUGCAUGACUGGCUGUAUGACUGAUGGUGUAUGACUGUAUGACAGGCUGCAUGACAAACCAUGAGUAUUGGUUAAUGUAUUUCCAAAGGUGCAGCUUGAGGAUGUUGACAAGACUCCUGAAGCUUGGGUCUCCUGCUGGUCGGUGAGAACUCUCAUUGUAUAUAGUUCAACAGAUCAUUUCUUGUAUUGUAUCUAGUUAGUGGGUCAGCUCUCAUUGUCCAUUGUUUACCAGAUCAGCUCUCCCGUUGUACAUAUAAGCUGUUUGACUGACAUGGUUUAACAGAUCAGUUCUGACACAGUGCUCACAUUAGACAUAGUUUAUCAGAAAGCUGUCACACUGUAUAUAAACUGCUGAUAUGUUGCACUAUUAAAAGGAAACUUCAAAACGUGUAUAUCAUCAGAUUUGUCAUACGCUGUACAAAUUAUUCGUUCUCAUGUUUUGCACUCUCCACAGGUAUCCCAUUCUAUGACUGUUAUAGAGGGUAAAUGGUUUUUUCACAGGUAAACCUCUGUGUUACAGUUAAAAUGCAUGUAUUACUAAUAUUUUUUGUUCAUUCUUGGUUACCAGCAUGAAUACACUGGUUCAUGUGCGACACUGAAAGACCUUCAUUUAUGACUUUCUCUCCUUUAGAAGUGGAGGUGGUGGGGUAGCCUAAUGGUUAAAGUGUUCGCUCAGGCCAAAGACCCAAGUUCAAUUCCCCAUAUGGGUACAGUGUAUGACGCCCAUAUCUGGUGUUACUGUCCAUGAUAAUGCUGGAAUAUUGCUAAAAGUUGUGUAUAACCUUAUUCACUUGCCUUUGGAAGUGCAAGGGUGACCCAGUCAUCUAAAGUAUGAGAUGUGGAGUUGUGUCCCUUAAUCCUGCCAGGAUCUGCUAAGCAUGGUUGGAAAACCAGAUUUUGUUUGUCAGCAUUAUACCUGUAAUUAGGGAUAUUGAGUCAUAAACUUAUAUUACCUGCAUCUCUGUGGUUUUACAAUUUCACUGAAAUUCUAUUCAUAUCAGUGUAAAACCAAAAUUUCACUCAUUUUAUAUUGUGAGAUUCAUCCUCAUGCAGUUCACAACUGCACAUGCAUCUAAUUUCUUUUGUUCCCACACAGUUGCUCAACUCAAAAUUUAAUUCACAUUGUAAUACACUGAAAUUGAUGAUUAAACUUAUGUCAUAUUUGAAGAGUUCAUCCUCAACUGCAAUCAUGUUUUCUAAUGUGCAUAGCUUAUAUAGGAAUGCAUUGGCAAACAAUCACUGGUUGUGUACAUACUGGUUGGUAAUCAUGAUACUGAUCUGGGAUCACAUACCACCCCCAGUUUGGUGAUUAGGUCUCACUUUGUCUUUGUAUUGUCAUAGGAGUCAUUCAUAUGCUGACAUGGUUCUGUACCGUAUAAUUUCUAUUAUAACCAAAUGAAUCUUUAGCUUUAGUUUUGAAUGACUAACACAUGUUAGACAACUUUUAUUUUAUGUUUGAAAUGGUUUGAGUUCAAAUUAAAAAUAAAUUCAUAUAUGUCUGCAUGAAGAAUGGGUUAUUGAAUCACAAGCAAAGAGGUCAAUACAUUGAAAGAUGUUCCAGAUUAGCCAGCUCCAAGUGUGAUUCAAUGUCAUGACAAGCCUUCUUUGCUGAAGAAACGUUUCGUCAUCAUGAUCAAAUUGUGGUGAAACUUGGAUGUCACAUCUAAUGUAUAUUGGCUUACCGAUUCCCAAAAUGCCCUUUCAGGCUGAUACUGUAGAGAAGUCAUCCUGUCACCCAAGAGGGGGAUUAAGCAGCUGAUUAGUUUGCUGGAAUAUGUUCACUGGAACAUGGUUUCUCAUGUCCCAAGAUUCAUGUUGAGAAGAUUCUUCAAAUGUUCUGUACAUUCAUAUCAGACAUUGUUCUAUGAUUAUUGUCAGUGAUGGGUUGUAUGUUGAGAUAUCAUGUUGGAUCCUUUGAUCACCCAGACAGUAAGGUUUGUAUUAUGAUCCUCUGUUACAUGGUGUGUUGAUUUAAUUGUUUUAUUUCUAUUUCAAUCCUCAUUAUUCUAAAUAUCACUUGUGCUUUCGUGGGUCCAUUGCCUGUUGCAAAACUUGUACACAUUUGUUGGUCUUGGUUCACAUAUUUUGGUCAGGGCAGGCAUGAGAAAAAAUUGUGAUAUAUUUCAUUGCUGAAAUGGGAAUUUCAGACUUGGAUGUAAUACAGAGACAGCUCUUGGGUAUCAUAUUGUUUCUACUUCCAUGAUUUUAUGGGUCAAGGGGUCCAUACAGUGAUUAAUGAUAGUAAAAAUACCUUUUCCUCAAUGUGAUUUUAUUUCAUAGCAUUCAGUUUUGAUAAUUCAGUAUUGAAAAUAGCAUCAAAUCAUGAUUUAUUUACCUGCUUUUGCAUCUCACUACCAGAGGUAGUUUGUGUAAGAGAGUAAUCUAUACCGAAACAUGGCUGAAAUUCAUGCUUAUGAUUUGUCACAAUCACACUGUAUCGUGUUGUGCAGAUGGAAUAUGUUUGUCUAAAAGUAAUCUAAUAAAUUAUUUAUAAGUACA